Phytophthora nicotianae INRA-310 is the source of this 1026-nucleotide messenger RNA. RefSeq lists its product as hypothetical. The transcript has a single exon. The coding region runs from base 293 to 856 and encodes 187 amino acids. Lineage: Eukaryota; Oomycota; Peronosporomycetes; Peronosporales; Peronosporaceae. The record is from RefSeq and is a predicted model, not a curated record. Gene Ontology annotation, molecular function: N-acetyltransferase activity.
CUCAUCUGAGAUUACAAAUUCUAAACCAUCACGCUAUCCGAUCUCUCUAGUUUCGAAACGGCGAAGAGACCACUAAUCACCUAGUCACUUUUAUCAAGCUCACAGAUUCUGUAUAGCACAGCGUGUUCAUCUCAUCGAUGAACUCAUCUAAACAAGGGUUUGUCUCUAAAGUACUUACUUAUUUCGAUGCCGGACCAUCUUCGAACGACGAAUGCUUGUAGCACAAUUCAUUCUCGUAUUUUGCAUCCCACUGCAAAGUUGAACUCACUCUUACCCCAACCACGCAAACUCCAUGACUGCCGCCAGAACCUCUGAGCAUUCAACGCAACAAGCCAAACGAACGAGUAUUGCAGUCCGACAGUAUCGCCCCGAAGAUCAUGCCACCGUCACAAAGAUUUUCGUCGAGGGUUUGAUGGCGUUCGACGACAAUUCGGACUUCCGCUACUUGUGGGAGGAGCGUCUGCGCAAGGAUUUAACACACGACUUUGCGGAUAUCGAAGCCAGUCAUAUGGCUCUGGGUGGCAACUUCUGGGUGGCGACAGCGACACAGGACGAAUCAACCAAGAUCGUCGGGAUCAUCGGGUUGCAACGCAGAUCUGAGAACGUGGGCGACGUUCGCCGUUUAUUUGUCGACUCGAAUUGUCAACGCAUGGGAGUUGGAAGGAAGCUCAUGGCUGAACUUGAAAGCUGGGCUAAGCAGACUAGGAUCAAAAGCUUGUUCUUAACGACGAAUCCCAAGAGGAAGCAGGCUUUGGCGUUUUACUCCGCUCUCGGUUACACGAAGGUUGACGAACUCGUGCGCUUCUGGGAAAAUCCUCAGUAUUUCGAAGUCGACAAGUUUGUGAAGCAACUGUAGCUUUCAGUAUGUAGAACGUCUCGAACUGCUAUUGUAUAGGCAUUCGAAACACCGCCAUCUACAGAGCAAGAGCUAUGCCAACACAAUACUUGAGUUUUUAACGUUGAGUUCAUAGUGAAACUAACCAAAAACGGUGAGUUCUCUAAAUGUAAAAACGACUAUUUGCAUGG